AUGUCCAUAUUUAUGGACCUUCAUUGUUCCUCGUCCCUUCUUCUUUUCCAAUGGCCAAUCCCAAUCAGACUACAGCGGUUGUAUCCGCCUGUAGAAACACCGUCAAACGCCAAACAUUAACCAAACACCACCGCCACCGUCAGGAGUUAUCUGAUCUGAUCCCUGGUCUGCCUGACCACAUAGCUGAACUUUGCCUCUCCCGUGUUCACCCUUCCUUGCUUUACUCCGUUUGCCUUUCAUGGAGCCGACUAAUCUAUUCCCCUUGUUUCCCUCCUUUCCUCUCUCUUUACACAGUCUUAUCUUCUAAACGCACAGAUCACAGUGACCUUACUAAUUCAAUUCAAUUCUUUAACUUUGAUCCUAUCUCCUCCAGGUGGGCUUCUCUCCCUCCUCCACCGCCGGACCCCCCUCUCCGUCUCCUCCUCCGCCACCCAUCCUUUAUUUCCCGCUACUUACCUAUACAGUUUGUCUCCGUUUCUGGCCACCUAAUCCUCCUUGCUGCCACCGCUCACAAUUUUUCCCCAGCCCUGUCUCGUCCUCUCAUUUUCAAUCCGCUCUCUCGUACAUGGGUUUUUGGCCCCCAACUCGCCUCACCGCGCCGCUGGUGCGCUGCCGGUGCUAUAAAUGGCGCCAUCUAUGUGGGGAGUGGGAUCGGGUCUUAUUUCUCUGCCGAUGUGGCGAAGUCGGUGGAAAAAUGGGAUUUCUUGCACAACAAAAAAACAGCUGCAGUAACCGGUCAUUGUUUGACGACCAGGAGCAAGGGUAGCUCUUGGAAAUGGGAGAAGGUCAAAGGAUUGAAAGAUGGAAGAUUUAGUAGAGACGCCAUUGAUGCAGUAGGGUGGAGAGGGAAACUAUGUAUGGUGAAUGUAAAAGGACAUGCGGCGAAAGAAGGUUUAGUUUAUGACACUGAGAAGGACGCUUGGGAGGACAUGCCAGAGGGUAUGCUUGCUGGGUGGAAAGGUCCUGUGGCAGCCAUGGAUGAGGAGGUGAUGUACGUGGUAGAAGAAAUCAAGGGUGCACUAAAAAAAUAUGACCCGGAGAGGGAUGACUGGGAGUACAUAAUGGAGUCAGAAAGGCUUAUAGGAGCACAACAGAUUGCUGCAGGUGGUGGUAGAGUAUGCGUCGUUUGCAGUGGCAGUAACAAUGGUGGGAUUGUGGUACUAGAUGUGGUGGCGAUGCCAGUGAGGUUAUGGAUACUGGAGACGCCGCCGGGAUUUGAAGCUGUGGCAGUCCAUAUAUUGCCGAGGAUGAGCCAGCCAGACCUUUUAUUUCCGGUUGUAGACUACUCCAGUAAUGUUCAGAGUAACUUGAAAUCUUGAUUUUGAAGGCCGCUGGAUUUUUGGCAAAGUAUUCCAGAGCAUUGAAAUUUUUUUUUGGUUGGUUUUCUUCCCAAGCUUUGAGGUAAGAGAAAGCUGGUUUCCUGAAAACUGAAAAUGUAACUUUUUUCUCAAAUGUUCUUUUAAUUCUUUAAUAAAUAUCGGUAGAAGCAUCUAAUUUUGUGGAA
Messenger RNA from Hevea brasiliensis (rubber tree), 1504 nucleotides. RefSeq names its product F-box/kelch-repeat protein SKIP25-like. Bases 51 to 1319 code for a protein of 422 amino acids. The record is from RefSeq and is a predicted model, not a curated record. The transcript has 2 exons. Gene Ontology annotation, molecular function: protein binding. Lineage: Eukaryota; Viridiplantae; Streptophyta; Magnoliopsida; Malpighiales; Euphorbiaceae.